AUGUACCGGAGCUUGUACACGGCAGACUAUGGAUGUCAGCAGGAGCAGCAGCCGCCCAGCGAGGAGCGCUUGGAGUGUUGUGUUAUAUCCUACCUCACUGUGUCUCCAUUCACAUAUGACUUCUUUCUGCAGAAGCUAAAGCUUGCAGAUUCCCAGCUAAAAGCCAAGGAAUUUGCAGUACCUCAAGGGCAGCGUUUGAUGAACUACUGGGAUCAUGUGGUCAGAGAGGGCAAAGAAGUCACCUCAAGCCCAUGCAGUGAAGCGAACAGGCAUUCUGAUGACAUGCCAGAGAAGCAGGAAGAAAGCUAUCUACCAAAAUACCAGUCUGUCACUGAAGAAAGAGCAGCCCAGAAGGAGAAACUGGAGAGGCCACAGGCUCUCACUAAGCCAGAAAAAGAGCUUUCUUAUUCCCAGUGUCCUCCGGCUGCAGUUCAGACUCCUGGAACGGAAGGGAUGUUGCUGCGCAAGCAGAAGCUGGCUGAGGGCUGGGCUACCUACCAGCAAUUCAUCUUGGAGACGUGUCGGGCAAGGCAAUUUAAAGCUCAAGAAAAUAGGAGCAUGGUCUUGGGAUCAUCUAUUUUGGGGGAAGAGUGCUUUGACUGUGACCACAGAAGUACCUACAAGACAGAUUUCCAGCCCUUGCUUGGAGCCCGUGGUGGAUACUGUAAAGCAAAUAGGACUUUCUCACACAUUUUUACUGAAGAUGAGUGCUUUAACCAGAACUACUGGGUAUCAGAGUAUGAGGACAACUACAGCAUUUUCUUGAACAGACUAACCCGGUCACCCCAAAUCCCCGCUGUGGGGAUGUGCUCGGCCAUAAAGCCCGUCCCACAUCUCCCCCACAUGCUGUCCUCUCAGGAUGUGAUUGCAGUGGACACAGCCCAGUGA
This is a messenger RNA of Tinamus guttatus (white-throated tinamou), 888 nucleotides long. NCBI's taxonomy places the organism in Eukaryota, Metazoa, Chordata, Aves, Tinamiformes, Tinamidae. The record is from RefSeq and is a predicted model, not a curated record.